Molecule: messenger RNA, 739 nt
Organism: Symbiodinium sp. CCMP2456
Lineage: Eukaryota; Dinophyceae; Suessiales; Symbiodiniaceae
Source: the annotation of a GenBank genome assembly
AUGCUGGCGCUCGUUUUGGCCACAAUCCUACACUUGAAGAACUGCUUCUUCGGCAAGGAUCUGCCGGAGCUUCGUCAAGGGGCAGCCCCCUUGGUGAACACAUCGCAAGGCCUUCUCCGUGGCAGGCGUGUGGAAGAUGGCGAGGAGUUCCUGGGCAUCCGCUAUGCAACGCGCCCUGCACGGUUUGAGCUCUCGGAGCUGUCAACCGCCCGGUGGGAGGGCAUCUACGAGGCCACAAAGCAGGGACCUCGCUGCUGGGAGCCCGGGAAGUUUCCCUGCGUGCCGCCACCCGGCCAAAGCGCAGCCGAGGCAUGUCGGUCGACUGCGUCGGAUGACAUGUCGGAGGACUGUUUGUUUCUGGACGUUCGACGACCCUUGGGCACAAAGCCUGGAGACCGCAAGGCGACCAUGGUUUGGAUCCAUGGGGGCGGCAUGGUGCAGGGUGACUCCGGCGAGGGCCGCGGCGUUGGAAACGGCAGUGCGCUUGCACACCGCGGUGACGUGGUCGUUGUGUCGGUGAACUACCGCCUGGGACCUCUUGGUUUCCUGCCCGUGCGGCCAUUCGGCGCGAACGGCGGCAGUGGGGGGAUGAAUGGAAUGCACGACCAGAUCGUUGCCCUGCGCUGGGUGCAAACGAACAUUGCCAGCUUCGGGGGAGAUCCCGACCAGGUGACCUUGUUUGGGUGCUCGGCAGGGAGCCUCUCCAUUUGCGUGCUCUCCGUUUCACCGUUGACGCAAG